Messenger RNA from Lottia gigantea (owl limpet), 1080 nucleotides. RefSeq lists its product as hypothetical. The transcript is spliced from 8 exons. Gene Ontology annotation, biological process: mitotic spindle organization; microtubule-based movement. Bases 1 to 1080 code for a protein of 359 amino acids. NCBI's taxonomy places the organism in Eukaryota, Metazoa, Mollusca, Gastropoda, Lottiidae. The record is from RefSeq and is a predicted model, not a curated record. Gene Ontology annotation, molecular function: microtubule binding; microtubule motor activity; ATP binding.
AUGGGUGAUAAGAAGCAAACCAAAGUGAAGGUAGUGGUUAGAGUCAGACCACAGUUAAAAGAGAACUCUAAGUGCUGUGUUGUAACAAAUACAGAAUGUGAGAAACCUACAGUUGAAAUAUUGAAUCAUAGAAACAUCAGAGAAAAUCUACUUUAUGAUUUUAGCUCAGUUUAUGAUGAAACGUGUGGUCAACAAUAUAUUUAUAACAACAGUAUUAAAAACCUACUGUCUAAACCACUGAAUGGUGAAAAUAUCUCAAUCUUCGCCUAUGGUCCAACAGGAGCAGGGAAAACGCACACUAUGUUGGGCUCUCCUGCAGACCCUGGUAUGAUACCCAGAGUUAUCAAUGGUUUAUUCCAACUCCUUUCUACUGAAGAUAGGUUACAGUGGAAAUAUACAGUAACCUUCUCUUAUUUAGAGAUAUACAAUGAAAAGGUACAAGACUUAUUGGAGCCUGCGUCAAUAGAUUUACCUAUCAGAGAAGAUGGAGACCGUAAUAUAUUUGUAGCUGGUCUUGCAGAGAAGAAAAUAUCUAGUUUUGAUGAUUUUAAGAAUUAUUUUGGUCCAGCCACUAACAAUAGAACUGUAGCCGCUACUAAAUUAAAUGAUAGAUCAAGUCGUAGUCACAGUAUAGUAAUGUUAAAAAUAAAGAAAUCAGCUCUGAUGCCACCAAAACGUGAAUAUCAUGGCAAGAUAUAUUUAAUAGAUUUAGCUGGAUCUGAAGACAACAGACGUACUGGUAAUCAAGGAAUAAGAUUAAAAGAAAGUGGAGCCAUCAAUAAAUCAUUGUUUGUACUUGGUGAAGUGGUUGAUGCUAUAAAUAACAACCAGCCCAGAAUACCAUAUAGAAAUAGUAAACUGACCAGACUCUUACAGGACUCUAUUGGUGGAUCGUGUCAUUCAUUAAUGAUAACUAAUAUAGCACCAGAAGAACAUUACUACUAUGAUACCUACUGUACUCUAAACUUCGCUAGUAAGAGUAAGAAAAUAGUCAAUACUAAUACUGCUUGUAUCAAACAACUUCAAAAUUCAGGUAAGGUCUUCAUUACUUCUUUCAGUUCUGAGGGUAUUUGUUUGUAA